Austrofundulus limnaeus is the source of this 1371-nucleotide messenger RNA. Its product is annotated as dnaJ homolog subfamily C member 5. The coding region runs from base 160 to 768 and encodes 202 amino acids. The record is from RefSeq and is a predicted model, not a curated record. Lineage: Eukaryota; Metazoa; Chordata; Actinopteri; Cyprinodontiformes; Rivulidae. The transcript is spliced from 6 exons.
GACGACAGGGAGGGAGGGGGUGGAGGAAAGUUUGAGACUUUCGCUUCACGAUAAAGUUGAACAUUUUUAGUUCAAAGUCAGUGAAGUGGUAACUGUCGGACUCUAUGACUCGGCGGGAAACCAUCUUAUUUAUUUUGCAUCGCCACAUUGUCGUGAAUCAUGGAGGAUCCGAACAGACCUCAGAGGAGACUGUCCAGGACAGGACAGAACCUGUACAGGGUCCUGGGCCUGGAGAAAGGAGCCUCCCCCGACGACAUAAAGAGGGCCUACAGGAAAUUGGCAUUGAGGCAUCAUCCUGAUAAGAACCCAGAUAACCCAGAGGCUGCAGAGAAAUUUAAGGAGAUCAACAAUGCCAACUCCAUCCUCAGUGAUGAGAACAAACGGGCUAUCUAUGACGAGUAUGGGUCUAUGGGUCUGUACGCAGCAGAGCAGUUCGGUGAGGACGGAGUCAAGUAUUAUUUCCUCAUGUCCAAGUGUUGGUUCAAGACCCUGUUCUUUUGCUGCCUUAUCUUCACCUGCUGCUGCUGCUGUUUCUGCUGCUGCUGCUGUGGGAGGUGUAGAGGUGCAGAGGACGAGGAGAACACUCCCAACAUGGACCCUGACGAUCUGGAGGAUGAGUUGGGAGACCAGGGAGCAGCAGAAGAGUGUGUAGUAGAUUUACAGCCGGGCCCCAGUGAAACUUCAGGUGAAAACGUACCAGUGGUGGUUCAGCCUCAAUCGAUCAACGGCACGUCGAGCCCCUCAGAGAUGCACGCCGUGGAUCGGUGAACUGGUCUGUUGAUCCCUGAUCAUAUUGGACUGCAUGAUAAAAGCAGGUCUUCUCUAAAAGAACCAAACCUGACCUGCUGAAAACUGUGUUUACRUGAAUCAAGGGACUGGGACCAGUGUGGGUUUAUUUUUAAAUGUGUCUGUUUUUGUCUUUGAUUCUGUCUCAUUUGUAUGUUUUAUGGGUUUUUGGAAGUCKGUGUUCUGCAGUGAUCAAGCCAUGUGGCAUCAAACCACUGGUUGUUUCAAUAAUUGGUCCUCUUGUGGACUUUAAGCUCACAGCGGCCAUAAAUGUUUGUUUAAUCAUCUUAUUCUGGUGCCGACCACCUCAGUUUUGCAGCUCAUUAUGUUUUACUGUGGAAUUAAACUGAUYGGUCUCAUUAACUGGGUCUUCAUGUAGGGUUUAGGAUAAAUGGAUGGAUAAUUGUUUUAUUGCACAUUUUCCUKUUGAGUAGUAGUAAUUGUUUUUUUAUGCUAACCUAUAUUAAAGAGAGAAUACUUUUUUUCUACCUUUACUUGGGUUGUAGAGAUAAUUUAUGUUGACUUCAUGUAAAAUGAUUGUAAUCAAACCAAAUCAUUAAAAACAUCUUAUGGGUUUCAAAAUGA